AUGCCAGCAUCGAAGAAGCGAACUUCAGAGCCUGCUUCGUUGUCGGACAAUGUUUCUGUGAAAAACCCAAAAAAAACGAGACCGGAUGAGCCACUACAGUCAGAACCCAAGAAAUCGCUGUACGUCAACAAUCUCAACGAUUCAGUGAAACUACAAACGCUGCGCGAAGGUUUAUUUUUGAUGUUCUCGACGUUUGGCGAAGUGCUGGAGGUCAAAGUUUCCAAAGCGACGCGAGGACAGGCGUUCGUGGUGUUGAAAAGCGUUCAGGAGGCCAACUUGGCCAUGAUCUCAUUGCAGAAAGAACCAUUUUUCGGUAAACCUCUCCGCAUAGCUUUUGCUCGCUCGGAAUCUAAGCUGGUAAAGCCUUGA
This is a messenger RNA of Lachancea sp. 'fantastica', 369 nucleotides long. The record is from the annotation of a GenBank genome assembly. NCBI's taxonomy places the organism in Eukaryota, Fungi, Ascomycota, Saccharomycetes, Saccharomycetales, Saccharomycetaceae.